AUGCCUUUGGUGGCAAUGAUUUCCGACAAAACCGCAAUGUUGGAUGAGGUCAAUGCGGUGGCCAACACUCCAAAAGGAUGGUGGAUUGAUACGGUCGCGACCCGUCAUGUGUGCCCAGACAGGAGGCUCUUUACCACCUUCAAAGAGCUUGCGGGAGAUGAGAAGCUAUACAUGGGAAAUGCAGCCAUCGUGGACAUCAAGGGUGAAGGAACGGUGAUUUUGAAGUGGACUUCAGGGAAGGAGCUCACUUUAAGCAACGUGUUAUAUGUCCCAGACUUGCGCAAGAGCCUAGUCUCGGGUUGUUUGCUUAAUAAGUUUGGAUUUCGUUUAGUUUUUGAGAGCGAUCAAUCUGUACUAACUAAACGAGGAAUGUGUCAUGUUGGUGGAGCCUGCAAACCGGAAGAGUUGUUGUUGUUGAGAGACAAUAUUGGCAUUGAAUCGUGA
Molecule: messenger RNA, 444 nt
Organism: Helianthus annuus (common sunflower)
Lineage: Eukaryota; Viridiplantae; Streptophyta; Magnoliopsida; Asterales; Asteraceae
Exons: 2
Coding region: 1-444 (147 amino acids)
Source: RefSeq, a predicted model, not a curated record